CAUCGUCACUUCCAAUUUCCAAAUCCCAAAUUCCAAUUCUCUCUCCUCCUUCUUUCUCUCUCUAAAACCUCCGUUCUCGUCAAUCAUGGAUAACAACGAUACCGUUCCUCAGCCAAGAACACUUCCUUCAACAACAUACGCUCUAAGCGGAAGAAUCAUGUUAAGCGCAAUCGUUAUCCUCUUCGGAAUCGUCAUGUUCAUGGCUUGUCUCCACAUAUACGCCCGUUGGUACCUUCUUCGAACUCGCCGUCGCGUAGCUCGUAACCGCGCUCGUCGCCGUACGCAUCUAGUCUUCUACGUCGAUACCGGAAAUCCAACCGCCGUCUCCGGUGUUUCCGGUUUCCGUGGCCUCGAUCCUUCCGUACUCGAAUCACUUCCAGUUUUCAUCUAUUCUUCAAAAGAUCAUCCAGAAGGACUUGAAUGCGCGGUUUGUUUAUCUGAUUUCGAACAAGGAGAGAAAGGUCGUAUUAUGCCUAAAUGUAGUCAUAGUUUUCAUAUUGAUUGUAUUGAUAUGUGGUUUCAUUCUCAUUCUACUUGUCCGCUUUGUCGAUCGCCGGUUGAAUCGGUGCCGGAAACUUUAAACGAGGUGGUUGUUACUGUAGUAGAUGAGCCUGAUAGAAACAGAACAGAUGUAGUAACCGAUUCGAUUUCAGAUCUGUGUUCUUCUACGUUUGUGCAUGAUGAAACCGAUCCGCCUAUGGCUUCAUCGUCGUUGAGUGAUCGGAGAAAAACAAUUGAAUUGUCGAUUAAUGUGUCAAGGAGUAACGAGUUGGAAGAGGAAGUCGGAACGAGUUCGCCGGCGAGUCAGGGGUUUAAAUCGCCGGCGAGUCGGUUACGUUCGUUCAGGAGAAUGUUGAGUAUGAAUAGAAAAGGUUCGGUAGGUAACGAGGCUGAUGUUGAGCGAGGUUCGGACGAGUCGACUCAUCAACUUAUAGUGAGUCAGACUCCUAGGUAAAAAAUUGAGUAUAUUACACGUGGCACUAUGUGAUUGGUAUUGAUGUAUACUUGGCGAGUCAUUAACUUGUACAUAGUAUCCUUAUCCUGUUUUUUUUUGUUUUUUUUUAAUUAUUAUUUGGCGAAGAAGAAGAUAAAGUAAACUUUAGAGAAAUCUUUAUUUGUUGUAA
This is a messenger RNA of Impatiens glandulifera, 1124 nucleotides long. RefSeq names its product RING-H2 finger protein ATL2. Lineage: Eukaryota; Viridiplantae; Streptophyta; Magnoliopsida; Ericales; Balsaminaceae. The record is from RefSeq and is a predicted model, not a curated record. The transcript has a single exon. Bases 86 to 955 code for a protein of 289 amino acids.